This is a messenger RNA of Plenodomus lingam JN3, 342 nucleotides long. RefSeq lists its product as uncharacterized. NCBI's taxonomy places the organism in Eukaryota, Fungi, Ascomycota, Dothideomycetes, Pleosporales, Leptosphaeriaceae. Gene Ontology annotation, biological process: iron-sulfur cluster assembly. The record is from RefSeq and is a predicted model, not a curated record. Gene Ontology annotation, cellular component: L-cysteine desulfurase complex; mitochondrion.
AUGUCAUUACCACAAGCAAUCAAAGGCGAUAUGCCUUACCAAGUGCGCUCCCUGUAUCGCUCCUUACUGCGGCAAGGCAGCCAAUUCGCCGCCUACAACUUCCGUGAAUACGCCAAACGGAGAACGCGCGAUGCCUUUCGGGACAACAAGAACGUGGCGGAGGAGAGACAAAUACAGGAGCUCGUGCAGAAGGGUAUCAAGGAGCUACAGGCGCUGAAGAGGCAAACUGUCAUUAGUCAGUUCUACCAGAUCGACCGCUUGGUGGUGGAAGGCGGAAGGGAAGGGAAGCAGAAGGGCGAGGGUAAUGACAUCAUGAGGGUUAAAGACCAGGGCUGGGAUUGA